AAAAACAAAACUGAAGCAACAAUGAGGAGUAACGUUAUUUAUCCGGAUUCCCUGGACGAAACAAAGUCCAUGGGCUCGUACCUAUCCCAUGAGUCCUUGCGGGGUUUUCAGGAAAUUGUCCGGAACAACGCCAGAGAAUCCUCAUUCCACAGGGUAUUAAAAUACUGGAAAAUGAUUCUGAUAAUUCUAAUUCCAGUCCUAGCUCUUCUGUAUCUUACUACUAACAGUCUCCUGAAGGCUUCUGAAGUUAAAAAAUCGACUGUUAGCGCAAUUACGGAAGUCACGAGCGCUAAGAAGUUAGCGAAUUUAAUUCAGAUGUUACAACGAGAAAGGGGUAUUUCGGCCACGUUUCUGAGCGCCAACGGAAACAGAAGUCAAGCAUCGGACGCCAUGUUUGCGGCGAGAGAAAAUACGGACUUGGCCUUUGUUGAUGUGCAAGAGCAUGGUAAUACUGUUGACAUGAAUGGGACUCCAUACACCAUGUUAAUGCUCAGAGAAAGCGUGUACUUCGCGCGAGAAAGGAUAGGCAAUGAUUCCGUUCUUGUCGAAGAUCAUUUAAACUUCUAUACGGAUUUGAAUAAUGUAUUGAUGAAUUCUAUGUUCGGAGACAUAAAUAUUUCCAAAGAUCAAAACUACUUUGUUGACAUCGUUGCAUUCUCGUCUAUUUUAAGAUGGACAGAUAUUAUUGGACUCUUGCGUGCUCGAAUAGCUUUCCAGUACGCGACUUGCGACUUCGAUACCAAGACGCUUCAGAAUUAUAUGUUCCUUUCGGGUCAGGCUGUUGCGUACAAGAUAGUUUUUACUUCUUACAGCAGUCUGAUGAAGGAUGCAUUCUCAAAACAAGAGCAAAGCACCGAGGAAUACCUGAACGAAGUAAAGAACUCGGCUUGGGAUGAUUUAUUUAGAAAGCAGUGCGUGUCUUUGUCAAAAGAAGAUCGAUUGUCAUUAGGAUUGCUGUGGUUUAAAAACAUUACAAAAUUCAUCGAUUUUGCUUUUGAUGUGAAACAACGGCAGUCGGAAAUUCUAACUACCAAGAUGCUCAAACGGAAGUCUCAGGCAGCGUAUGAUUUCAAUCUAUACCUCUCGGUGCAGAUCGUCGCCACCAUUUUGUGUUUCGUUCUGACCACGUGGUACAUCAUCUGCAUCGAUAAAGUAACGUUUAAAAUUGCCAAGCACGCACUGACAAUUAAAUCUCAGAGCCGUGAGCUUUUGGUGGAGAAGCGACUGUCUGAGAAACUACUGUUCCAGAUGCUACCCAGGAACAUAGCAACUGCACUGAAAGAAACGGGCGAGGUUACUGCCGAGUGUUUCCAGGAAGUGACGAUUCUGUUUAGCGACAUUGUCAACUUCACAGAGAUGGGGUCCAGAAGUACCCCGAUGCAGAUCAUUGAUUUGCUUAAUGAUUUAUAUGGUCUGUUCGAUGACCAUAUCGAAAAGUACGACGUCUACAAAGUGGAAACCAUUGGAGAUGCUUACAUGGUGGCCAGUGGAGUUCCGGUUCUGAAUGGAAAUGCGCAUGCAACCCACAUCUGCAAUCUUGCCCUUGACCUUCAACAAUUAAUGAAGGAGUAUCGUGUUCCAGGGUCAUUCCAAAGAAAAGAAGAAGUGAAGAUAAGGAUCGGCAUUCAUUCAGGUCCCUGUGUCGCAGGAAUCGUCGGCCGGAAGAUGCCGCGGUAUUGUCUCUUUGGCGACACCGUUAACACCGCCUCUAGAAUGGAAUCCACAGGUCAAGGCGGACGUAUUCAUUUGAGCUCAGACACGUACAAGCUUAUCAAACAGACAGGGAUAUUUACGACAGUGCUUAGAGGUGUUGUUACGGUCAAGGGAAAGGGUGAGAUGACGACAUACUGGCUUAUUUCUUCCUGUCAGAGCUCUCAGGUGAAAAUCCGGGAAAUAGUGCAGGCUGAAAAUAGCGGUAAAACGCGCGGAGGAGUACAGUUUAUAUAGAGAGAAGCACUGUCUUUUUGUCAAGACUAUUGAUAAUGGAGCAAGAUUUACACAUUUCAUUGAUUUCGUACCAAUAAAAUGAACUGAAAAAGUAUACGAUUUCUUAAUGAUGUUCCUGAGACAGGUACAUGUUAAAGGUUACUGUAAGGUAACUGAUAUGUAAUUGACAUGUGACUGAAAGGUUACUGAUAUGUAACCGACAGAUGACGGAAAGGUGACUAACAGGUAAUUGAAAACUACGUGUAACUAAAAUGUGACUGAAUUGCAUACUUCUGUCAUUUUGUCAAAUCUUUCAGUUUCAUGUAACAUCAGUUGACUUCAUUCUGUGUCUUUUAUCUUGUACAGUG
Molecule: messenger RNA, 2294 nt
Organism: Magallana angulata
Lineage: Eukaryota; Metazoa; Mollusca; Bivalvia; Ostreida; Ostreidae
Exons: 5
Coding region: 22-1947 (641 amino acids)
Biological process (GO): intracellular signal transduction; receptor guanylyl cyclase signaling pathway; cGMP biosynthetic process
Molecular function (GO): peptide receptor activity; guanylate cyclase activity
Source: RefSeq, a predicted model, not a curated record